UGAUUCAGGAACAGCAGCAGCAGCAGCAAAACGUGUUUUGAAUUCUAUUCCGCACACACUGCGCUAUCCACCUUCGACGAAGCGCCUCGCGCGUGUGGAGUCAUCCAAUUGUUGUGAAGAUCUACUCCGUGGUUGAUAAAACGUUUAGGUAGUAGCAGCAGCAGCAGCAGUGGCAUCGUCACUAGGAGUGGAAGGUGUGUGCGCUGGAGACGAAAAAAACUUGUUUUUUGUUCCUCUGCUCACCGAUAGUUUUCACUUUACUCCGCGCGGGGCGAAACCACAGAGUCAACCAACGUCAGUCAGCGCUCAGUCAUUGUUCGUAGUUUCAUUGCGGCGGACGUUUCAGGCUGGUUUCCUUUCGCGGGCACGGUGUUGAGUGAUUUGACCUAGUCAGCAAAAUAGUUGGAUAAGAAGCGCCUUGACUUCACGCGCGUGACAUAACGAAGGAGAUUGCUCAGCUUGUUGUACCGGAAUUCUGUUCCUGGAGAUACCGUGGUCCGGUUUUACCUGCAUUAUAUAAUAGACAGAAAGCGGGGUUUCCAGAAAGGCUGCUGGCGCGCACAUACCAGGAAUAACGGUGUAGCUCUCGACAGUUUCGGAGCACUUUCUCUGAAUGAAAGAAGAGCUUGAAGCGUGAAAAAAGAAAGUUUUUUUUGAGCUGUUGUUCGCGUAGCCUUGUGUGAAUUGUUGCUUCAUUGAGAAAAAAAAGUUUGGGAGUGUAAAUAUACAAUGAGUAGUUGGCCGGAAAAUGUGGGAAUUUUAGCCCUGGAAAUAGUUUUUCCUUCGCAAUUCGUAGACCAGACGGAACUGGAAGUGUACGAUGGUGCUUCCGCAGGGAAAUAUACCAUUGGAUUGGGCCAGAGUAGGAUGGGCUUUUGCUCCGAUCGAGAAGAUGUCAACUCGUUAUGCUUGACAGUGGUGAGCAAUUUGCUGCAGCGUCACAAAAUUCCACAUUCGAAAAUCGGUCGACUCGAGGUUGGAACCGAGACGAUUGUGGACAAAUCCAAGAGUGUUAAAUCGGUGCUGAUGCAGCUGUUCGAACCUGAGGGAGUGACCGAUUUAGAGGGAAUCGAUACCACAAAUGCUUGUUACGGCGGAACGGCAGCUUUAUUCAAUGCGGUGAAUUGGGUUGAGUCAUCGAGUUGGAACGGUCGAUUGGCGCUUGUCGUUUGUGCUGACAUUGCAGUUUAUGCCCAAGGUUCAGCACGACCCACGGGAGGAGCCGGAGCUGUUGCAAUGCUGGUGGGACCAAAUGCGCCUUUAACCUUUGACCGGGGUCUUCGGGCCUGUUUCAUGAAGCAUGCCUAUGAUUUCUACAAACCUGAUCUCAGCUCAGAGUAUCCAGUCGUAGAUGGUAAACUAUCCAUACAGUGUUACUUGAGUGCACUCGAUAAUUGUUACCAGCUGUAUAGAAAACAAUAUGCGCAGAGAAAUUCCGAGGCCAAGCCAAUCAAUUUGGACCAUUUCGAUGCAGUCAUUUUCCACACACCUUACUGUAAGCUAGUUCAGAAAUCCCUUGCCCGGUUGGGAUUGAAUGAUUACGUGUUAAGCCCGAAAGAACAGCGCCUGGCUGAGUAUCCAGGCUUCGAACAGUUUGAGAGCAUCAAACUUGAGGAUACCUAUUUUGAUCGCGACGUGGAGAAGGCCUUCAUGACGCACUAUACACCCCUGUUCAACGCCAAAACGAAGAAAUCGCUUCAUCUAGCCAAUCAGGUCGGGAACAUGUACACACCUUCCGUUUACGGUGGACUCGUUUCGCUCCUCAUCAAUAGCGAUGUUUCCGAAUUACUCGGUAAAAAGGUUGGAGUAUUCUCAUACGGUUCCGGUCUGGCCUCUUCCAUGUAUUCCCUAUCGAUCACCAGCGACUCGCAAGCUCUGAGCACAUUCAAGGCGCAUUUAAGUUAUGUUCAACCGCUGCUGGACUCCCGACACAAAGUGGCACCCGAAGAAUUCACCAAACUGAUGGAAGUUCGCGAGAAAAAUAAUCACGCUGCACCGUACGAACCGACAGGGUCGGUCGAUGUUCUCUUCCCCGGAACCUAUUUCCUGAAAUCCGUGGACAAAAUGCACCGGCGUGUGUACGAACGCACUCCCCCAAAGAACUCCAUCGCGAACUGUUCCUCCUAGGGGCGGAAUCGAUGACAUCGGUGACCGCUUAGAUUUUCUACACGCUUCAUGUAGGCUUUGGGGUAGCAGGAUAUUUAUUAUUUGCCGAAGGACGAUUUAUCUUAAACAAUCUUUUCUCCUCUCGAUCUGUAAACGAAGGCUUCUAGAAUUUAGUUCCACUUGUUGCACUUUAGGCAAUGUAAAAGUUGACGCAGCUCAAGCCUAAUUGAUUAGAAGACUGAGAUUGCUCAUUCGCGUAGCUCUUCUUGAUUUCUUAGUUAACGCCCUGGAGACCCCUCGUGCACAAAAUAUCGAUCAUCUUAGAUAGAAACACUAAACAAAUACAACAUUUCAUGCUAAUUAAAUCUAUCAAAGUUUGGUAGAACCACUAUUUACAAAGCGAACAAGGAACCAUGCAGACAGUAAAACUGUUGGAGGACACAAACCAUGUAAUUGAAACAAAAAACAAGCGACUAGUGUGCGAUAUUAAAAUUUCUACAAGACUU
Molecule: messenger RNA, 2612 nt
Organism: Toxorhynchites rutilus septentrionalis
Lineage: Eukaryota; Metazoa; Arthropoda; Insecta; Diptera; Culicidae
Product: hydroxymethylglutaryl-CoA synthase 1
Exons: 1
Coding region: 730-2127 (465 amino acids)
Biological process (GO): acetyl-CoA metabolic process
Molecular function (GO): hydroxymethylglutaryl-CoA synthase activity
Source: RefSeq, a predicted model, not a curated record